GGGAAAUUAGCGCCUAAAAUGGUUUACAUUCAGUACUAGGGUUUAGUACCGCAGACGCCACAGUUUUGCCUGCUCUCUAGGGUUUUAGAGUGUAGUGCAAUUUGAACCACAGCAAUGGCGUUCUGGGGAAUUGAAGUAAAGCCAGGCAAACCAUACAUUCAUCGGUACGAUGAUGAGAGAGGGAGGCUUCAUGUAUCUCAGGCGACCUUAGGUACUGGGUCGUCGACUAAGAAGAGCAUAGUACAGUGCAAGGUGGGAGAUAAGAAGCCUAUUUACCUGUGCUCACUGUUGCCUGAAAGACUUGAGACUUGUGCAUUGAACCUCGAGUUCGAGGAGGAUGACGAAGUUACCUUCGAAAUUAUUGGCCCUCAUAGUGUGCAUCUUACUGGCUUCUUCUAUGGUGAUACUGAGGAUCAGGAUAAUGAGGGAGAUGCUUAUGGGUCCGAUCUUUAUGAGGAGGAUAUUAUGUUGACUGAUUCUGAAGAUGGGGAUGAUUCUGAAGAUGAGGAUGAGGAGGAUGAGGAGGAUGAUUAUACUGAUGAUGACUUUGGCAUGUACCCUCCUUCCCCUGUUCCCAAUAGUGGAGUGAGAAUUGAAGAAAUAGUGGAUGAAGAAAAAUCCACCAAUGAGAAUGGCACGUCAAAACGAGCAAAAAAGAAGAAACUUCAGUCAAGCAUGUCUAAUGACAAUGAGAACUCCAACCGCCAGAUUGUUGUCAAGGCUGGAACUGGUGUUCCUAUCUUGGAAAGUGAAGAUGAAGAUGGUUUCCCCCUACCCGCACGUGGAAACAAAUCUAUUUCAAAAUCUGAAGCAAAAUUAGAGGACACCAAUAAUGAGAGGAUUGGUGAGAAGACCCAGAAAAAGAAUGAAAAAGAUGAUGUGGCUCAUAUCAAAAGUUUGAAAAGAAAAAUUGAUGCUGUUGGCCAAGAUGGGGAACCUGCGAGGGAAAAUAUUGAACCAUGUGGCUCUACAGCCCAACCUGAUAUCCCUGAAAAUGAAGUUAAGCAAAAGAAGAGAAACAAAAAGAAAAAGGUAGCAGAGAAAGCAGAGAGUGCACCAGGAAAUGGGAUGCAAAAUUCCAAUGGCACAGACGAGUCACCAGUAGCUGAAAUUGGAAGUGAUCUGAAGCCAUCUUCUGAAAAGAAGAAAGAAAAGAAAAAGAAGAAACAGAAUAAACAACAAGAAGUUGCACCAACUCCAAGUGCAGAGGAAAAACUAACAGAAAAAAAGGGAACUAUUGUGGAGAAACAAGAGAAGGAAGAAGCCAAAUCAUUGCAAGUGAGAACAUUUCCCAAUGGUUUGGUGAUAGAGGAGUUGGUAAUGGGUAAACCAGAUGGAAAAAGAGCUUCUCCAGGAAAAAAGGUCGGUGUCCAUUACAUAGGCAAGCUGAAGAAGAAUGGCAAAAUCUUUGACUCAAACAUUGGAAGAGCACCUUUUAAAUUUCGUCUAGGUAUCGGUCAAGUUAUUAAGGGAUGGGAUGUUGGUGUUAAUGGCAUGCGCGUAGGGGACAAACGAAGAAUCACAAUUCCUCCAGCUAUGGGCUAUGGGGCUAAAGGAUGUGGUCCGGCAAUUCCUCCUAACUCAUGGCUGGUCUUCGAUGUUGAGUUGGUAGAUGUUAACUAAUGCUAUUACAUUAAAAGAUGUUCGCAUUUAUGAUGCCUUGAGUUGGUAGUAAAAUGUAUAUCUUGUUUUCUUUGUUGAAGCAGCUUUGCUGCUUCAGUUUUGGUUUUGUAAUUGAUUGUACAAGAGUCAGCAGAAUUCGGGGAGAACAGAUCAAAGACUAUCUGUGCAACUGAGAUAUUUGAAAUCAUGAGGCAUAUUCUUCCAUAGACUGGAUAUAAACAGUUUUUAUCGGUUCUGUUGGAUUCAGGAACAAUUGGAAUUAUUUAAUCAUGUAUUCUUGUUUCUUUCA
This is a messenger RNA of Sesamum indicum (sesame), 1912 nucleotides long. It is a transcript of the gene FKBP53, whose product is annotated as FK506 BINDING PROTEIN 53. Gene Ontology annotation, molecular function: peptidyl-prolyl cis-trans isomerase activity. Lineage: Eukaryota; Viridiplantae; Streptophyta; Magnoliopsida; Lamiales; Pedaliaceae. The record is from RefSeq and is a predicted model, not a curated record.